Molecule: messenger RNA, 1191 nt
Organism: Racocetra persica
Lineage: Eukaryota; Fungi; Glomeromycota; Glomeromycetes; Diversisporales; Gigasporaceae
Source: the annotation of a GenBank genome assembly
GACGCCGAGAUUGAGGAAUUUUUUAAAGAACUUUCGGUAGAUUUUACCGCUCAAGAUAUGAAAAAACCUACUACAGCUCGCAUAUUCAUUGCUUUCGGUUUCAUAGUAGAGUAUACAACGGGAGCAACAGCGGAAGAAUGGGGUGACACCGAUUGGUCUGGUCAUCUAGAAAUGCGAUUGCGUAAAAGAAUUCCGGGUUACGACAGACCGGAAUUUUAUUCUGAGUCGAUGAAAAUGAUGGCGAUUUACAAACGAAUGAAAAAAGUUAUGGUAGCCAUAGGAAUGGAGGAAUUUUCAUUUAAUGAUAUUCUUAGACCAGAAGUAUCUCGACUUCGCGUAUUUCUUAGUGCUGCUAUUAAUUUUAUAAGAUUUCGUGAAGAUCAAUUGCACAUUUUCAAUGAAUAUGAAAAACAUUCCGAAGAGCUUAUGAAGCAUAAUGAAGAGUUAUCUGAACGAUAUAAAAUGCUUUUUGAACAAGUUGAAAGAUCAAAGAAAAAACGUAUCGAAGAUGAGAGUGAGGUUAAAGAAUAUUUGCAAGAAAAUGCUAGUCUUAUGAGCAGCAUGCGUGAGUUGAAAAAGAAACAAACGGGUCUAUUAAAUGAGAUAGCUACUUUAAAAAGCACAAAGGCUGAAUCAGAAGAAAAGAUCAAUAACACGCAGUUCUUAGUGGUAACUGCCAAGCAAGUUCUCGAGAAGCUUAAGAGUCGCAUUGUAGUAAACCCAGAAAAGCUAAAACAGACAAUUGAAGAGAUGAAUCAGACCAUGGCAAAAGAAAAAGACUUGAUGCUUGGGCUCGGUAAGAAGGUCCGUGAAAUUCAAUCAAAGGUUGACAAUUUGUCCAUUGUGGAAGAGGAAAUAACGGCAUGCAAUAAAAUAUUGGAUGAAGUCAUCAACCAGAGGAAUAAAUGUGAAAAGGCGAAUAAAGACUUACGAGAUCUUCAGGAAGAAAUUGAGAAUAAGCGUCAGCAUUCACGUGAGUUGCAAAAGAAGGAACAACUAUUGUCUCGACAAAAGCAAAAUUUGGAAGAUAGGCUUCAGCGUCAAAGAGAAAAACAUAAACAGAGAGUUAUAGAAACUGAAAAGAAAAUCGAGGCAUUACAGGCAGAGUACGACCAAAUUCUAGAGGAUCGCAAAGAAUUUGAAUUGAAGGCAGCCCAACAAAAGAAAAUUUAUGACGAGACGUCAGCAAAA